AUGAAGGCGGCAGCAUCAGCAACCUUGAACCCUCCCACUGCUCUCUACCCAUCACCCAUUUCCCGCCAUAUCAACUUCCUGCCCCAACGGUUUCAACCUCGCCGACACAACUCCGGCAAAGGGUUGAAAUUGUGCAGAAAUGACUCUGUGCGGUCUGCUUGUAGUGUGACUUGUGCUGUCAAUGGAGGUCAGGGUGGAUAUGUCUCUGCGUGGGAUGAGAAACCGUAUGAGUUUCUACCAAAUGGGAAAAGAGCAUACUUGGAUGAACAAGACGUGGUUACGUUCCUUGAUCCCCCCAAAGAGUUGAUUCCUUUGGACUCGGCUUCUUAUAAUCCUGCUGCAUAUCUUUGGUCAGAAAAAAUUGAUGAUAUUCCCCAAGAAAGACGUCGUCGGCUGCUGCGCUUGGUAGAGCCUAGGCUGAUCUCAAGAGCUUGGGAGAUAGCUGGCACACGAUAUGAAGAACCCAAGUUGAUGAACAGAAGCUCAUCUCAACUGUUAUCUAAUGAAGAUGGUGUGUCUCUUGAAUAUUAUAAUUGCCGAACAAGUGGAGGACCAAUGCCUAUUUCUUGGAUAAACUAUUUCAAGACGGCAAUUUUUGCUUGCAAGGAUGGGAACGUAUAUGGACGAUUUAUUGGUGACACAAUUCUUAAUGGACUUGCAAAUUCCUUUAGCCCAUUGUACUUUGUAGUGAGACAGCUAAAGGAAGUAAUGGCAACUGAACAACCUUGUGAUCUAGCAUAUGAGUUUGGGGAUGGGCAAUUUGAUCUCCAUGAAUACCCUGAGGGCUUUCCAAGACCAGUGAAACAUCCGUAUCCUUUCAACGAUCAGGUGGUUGUCUAUGUUCGUCAUCUUGGACCAGGAGUGUCAGUAGGGCAAGCAUGGCAAGAAGGAAAAGCAUUACAACAAGUUCCACAAAAAUUAUGUGGCGACAUUCUAAUGGCGAAAGAUUUUUCUACCGUUAGAGCAGAUCAGUAAGGAAAAUUAAGAAAUGAUAUGCUGCAAUCAAUU
Messenger RNA from Fragaria vesca subsp. vesca, 1008 nucleotides. RefSeq lists its product as uncharacterized. The transcript is spliced from 8 exons. Lineage: Eukaryota; Viridiplantae; Streptophyta; Magnoliopsida; Rosales; Rosaceae. The record is from RefSeq and is a predicted model, not a curated record. The coding region runs from base 1 to 975 and encodes 324 amino acids.